Bicyclus anynana (squinting bush brown) is the source of this 1857-nucleotide messenger RNA. RefSeq names its product myophilin-like. Bases 1221 to 1784 code for a protein of 187 amino acids. The transcript has a single exon. The record is from RefSeq and is a predicted model, not a curated record. Gene Ontology annotation, molecular function: protein binding. NCBI's taxonomy places the organism in Eukaryota, Metazoa, Arthropoda, Insecta, Lepidoptera, Nymphalidae.
ACUAAAAUGCACAUAACUGAAAAUUUUGGAGGUGCAUGCCCUGGACUAGAUUCGUACCUACACCCUAUGGAAUCAGAGGCAGAUGUCAUAUCCACUGGGCUAUCACGGCUCUCAAUAAUUGCUAUUACGGAGUUAAUCUAAUAAGACUUUAUGAUAAGAUUGGCCAGCCAUAAGUGUUCUAGAACAUUCUAUGUUGCUAUUGAUGGGAGCACUUGAAACAAUAUAAUCUCCACUAGUAAUAAAUUAUAAUUGCUCCUUAUUAUUGUAAUUGAUUGCAAGAUUCGAUUAUCUUUUAGUGAUAUCUCUUUAUUUAUUUAUACCACUUUGUUACAUUUUUGUAACUUGACUGCAUUUUACUUGAUAACAUUGUAUUAGUUACUUUGCGAUAUUAUCAGUUCAAUAUAAUUAAAUCUCUAUAACUUACUUAUAGACCUUGGCCUCACUGAACUGUAGUAAGUUCUAUAUUAGAACGGGUCUCCAAAGCUGCUCUAAUAGUAUCUUACCAGAUUUGGCUAGGGAGAACAACACGAGUGGAGGAGAGCAGUGUUUAUUGAUUGUCAAGGAAUUCCUUAACCCUAUAAAGUCCAGGACUCUGCUUGGAGAUUUUCUCUCUGCCACGCGAUGGACCCCACACCGGCAGAGUGAAUCCAUGGAAUGCUAAGAUAUUUGUCUCUUUUGUAACCUUAAGAAUCUUGAUUAAUUUACUUAAUCGGGUGCAAGAACUAGGCUGAUGCGUGUUUUUCAAGAUGCCAAUUCACUGAUAAAGGUACUCAAGGUGCAAAUUUAAUGUGUAUUUGGUGUGUUAAACUAAAUAUUCACUGCCUGAUGUCUUAUUGAAAUUCCCAAUCACAAUAUGCUGCUUAUGACAAUUAUGGAUUUCUUGCGACUGAAUGAGGAAUGCUUUUCGUUUCUCAUAUUUUUACAGCAUCCCAGGUAGCUUUAAAUGCUCUCGAGAGUUUUGCAUCAAAAUGAAGGUAAAAAAAUAUCACCAAAUUUUCGCUUCCUCAUCGAAUUCCUUUGUAACCUGUCGCAUAACAAUCAAUAUAAUAAAAAAAAUAAUCAAUUUUUCGAUAAUGAACGCGAUAAACGUUUAAGCGGUCACAUUCAUGUUGAUAGUAGCUAUCAAUCGCAUCGAUGUGUCAUGUACUGAUAUUGAGAGGCUCGUUAUCGGAAGGCGCUCAGUGACUACGUGUCUGCAACACUGUUAACACUGUCGAAACAUGGCUGAAUAUCGCGCAGGUAAAGCCGGCAUCAACGCCGAGGCUCAAGCGAGGAUCAACAGCAAAUACAACAACGACAUCGCCCAAGAAACUCUAGAAUGGAUACAGAAGAUCACCGGCUCACCGGAAAACACGUCCGGUGACGUCGACAACCUCUACGAAGUCCUCAAGGACGGCACACUCCUCUGCAACUUGGUCAACAAGUUUCAAGAGGGCUCAGUGAAGAAGAUCAACCAAUCGACGAUGGCAUUCAAAUGCAUGGAGAAUAUAAACGCGUUUCUAGAAGCAGUGAAGAAGCUGGGUGUACCACCGCAGGAGACGUUCCAAACUAUCGAUCUUUGGGAGAAACAAAACCUUUAUUCUGUCGUUGUAUGUCUUCAGUCGUUAGGCAGGAAAGCCGGAAACUUCGGCCUUCCGUCUAUAGGGCCUAAGGAAUCUGACAAGAACGUCAGAGAGUUCUCCGAGGAGCAACUGAAGGCCGGCCAGAACGUGAUAUCCCUGCAAUACGGAUCAAACAAGGGCCAACAGACUGGCAUAUCCUUCGGCAACAGACGCCAAAUGUGAACCCUGUACAGUAUUAUAAUAUGUAAUUUAUUCUUUUUGUAUUAAAAAUAAUAAAUGUUUUUUGUAAUUUGGU